Molecule: messenger RNA, 3660 nt
Organism: Etheostoma cragini (Arkansas darter)
Lineage: Eukaryota; Metazoa; Chordata; Actinopteri; Perciformes; Percidae
Gene: spire2
Product: spire-type actin nucleation factor 2
Exons: 14
Coding region: 197-2575 (792 amino acids)
Biological process (GO): cleavage furrow formation; Golgi vesicle transport; actin nucleation
Cellular component (GO): cell cortex; cytoplasmic vesicle membrane
Molecular function (GO): actin binding
Source: RefSeq, a predicted model, not a curated record
GGAAGUGCCGCGUUGACUACGGCUACCUUAACACUGUUGUGGUAACGAGGUGCAGCUGCGGUAGUUGAGGAGCAGUAGACGUCUAGAAGGCGACAGGAGACUAAACCGGGCCGAAUAGUAGGCUAGUUAGUCAGGGGAUAGCAUAAAUGGCUCCGGUGCCUAAGAAGUGAAGAAUGGACUCCACGCUAUCGCUGCCAUGGCCAGAUCCACCAACAGAAGCGCCGAGGACGGGGAGUCAAGGGUAACCGCCCCCACGGAUCGGGUAGAGUCGCCCCGGGAACUGUCUCUGGAAGAGGUGCUGAAGUCGUACGAGCAGCCCAUCAACGAGGAGCAGGCAUGGGCGGUGUGCUACCAGUGCUGCAGCGGGUUGAGGGUGCCCCGCCCGCCGGCCGGGAGAGUCUUUCGGGUGAAAGACCCGUCCUCCAUACUCCUGCGCAGGGACGGAACCGUGUCAUUGCAGCAGGAGCCCCGACACAACGAUGACAGUGAUGGACCCCCUCCUCCACCUGCUGCAGAGCGCCAGCUGGUCCAGUCGCUGGGUGUGGCCAUCUACAGAGCUCUGGACUGGGGGCUGGACGACACCGAGGAGCGGGAGCUCGGCCCCCAGUUGGAGCGUCUGAUUGAGCGCAUGGCCGGGGGGGAACAGGGGGGGGAGGAAGUCUGCACCGGCAGGAACGGCGCUACAGACGAGGGCUACAGUGGCCAAGAAGAGGAGGAGGAGGAAGAGGAGAAGCAGGAGGGAGUGAUCAGGCCAGUGUGUACGUUCCGCCAGGUGGUGGCGCUGUGUGCGUCCCGGCUGGCCAACCCGAGCCUGGCUCCAGAGCACUACCAGGCUGUCUGCAGGGCUCUGUUUGUAGAGACUCUGGAGCUGCAGACCUUCCUCAGCAAGAUCAGAGAUGCUAAGGAGAUGCUGAAGAAGAUCACAAAAGAGGAAGCCCCGGAAAACAGGCCUACAUCUGAGCUGGACGCACUGAAACACACAGACUGGGCCCGUCUGUGGGUGCAGCUGAUGAAGGAGCUGCGUCAGGGAGUGAAGCUGAAGAAGGUGCAGGAGCAGCCGUUCAACCUGCUGCCCACCGAGUUCAGCCUCACCCCCUUUGAGAUGCUGAUGCAGGACAUACGAACUCGCAAGUUCCAGCUACGCAAAGUCAUGGUGGACAGUGACAUUCCCACGAGUGUAAAGAGAAAUGCCCAUGAACUGAUACUGGAUUUCAUCAGAUCAAGACCUCCACUUAAACCAGUUUCAGAGCGCAGCCUCCCCCCUCCUCCGCCACAGCAGCAGAGCCUCCAUGACCGGGUCCUGGCCGAGAUCAAGCAGGAGAGAAAGCUCCGGCCCGUGGUCCUGCCCCGCUCCAGACCGUUUGGCUCUCUGCCCUGCCUGGCUCAGACUUGUCCUUGUAAAGAGAAAUCUACUUCAUGCAUCGACCUGUCGGUGUCCGAGCCCGGGGCUCGACCGCCGUCCCGCCCUCGCGUCCUGCUCAAGGCUCCGACUCUGGCCGAGAUGGAGGAGAUGAACAUAUCCGAGGUGAGGCCAGGCAGGGGGGGCAUUUACUCAUUUGCUAUUACCUGCAUAGUAUUCAUGGACUUGUUAGACUGGGAUUUGUGUCCCCAUUUAUCUGCUUGUAAUUACUUCCCCCUGUCAAACUCUCAUUGUUUCCACUCUGUCUCUUUCACUUUUCAUCCAUCCAUCCCCCCCACCCCAGCUUCUCUCCCAGUUCACGGCUGGGUGCCGCCCUCACCGGCCCGCCUGUCUCUGAGUUCAGUGGACGAGACCACAGAGGGAUCAGAGGCGGCGUCGGCCUCCAGAGCUGGAGACGAGCACCAGUGGAUGGAGGAGUUCAGCCACCCUGUGGAGAGUCUCGCACUAACAGUGGAUGAGGUCAUCAACGUGCGCAGAGUGCUAGUCAAAGCAGAGAUGGAGAAGUUUCUUCAGAAUAAAGAGCUCUACAGUAACUUGAAGAGAGGCAAGGUUUGCUGCUGCUGCAAAGUAAAAUUCCCUCUCUUCUCAUGGCCAUCUACCUGCUUACUGUGUAAAAGAUCGGUCUGCGGCUCCUGCAGUGCAAAGAUGAAGAUUCCCUCGAAGAAGAUGGCCCAUAUUCCUGUGUACACUGUAGGCUUCCACAGCGCCCCGAAGAGCCAUGGACACAAAAGCCAAGUGUAUAAGUCCCUGCGCUGCUUGUCCCGCCGCUCGGUGGAGGAGGAAUUCCCCCACCUGUAUGCCCACGGCUGCACGCUGCGGGACAUCUGCGCCGAAUGCACCAAAUUCGUCGCCGACGUCAUUUCCUCCAGCCGCCGGAGUCUGGACAUCCUCAACAACACUCCCAAGAGGGAGGCCAAAGCUGCCGCCGCCCCCGCCCCCCAGAGACCACAGCUGCAACGCCAAUCACACCUCGACACUUACACUGAGCCACAUUCUCACCAACCUCACCCUCAGUAUCACCCUCCACCUCACCCACCGUCCCAGUGUUGCCCCCAGCUCCUUCCCCAGACCCAUCAGCAGCAGCGGCUUCACGCGCCCUCGCCACCUAAUUCGCUGCAAUCCCACACCAAGACAAUCAACAAUGCAAACCAAUGAGUAGAAUGAAUGACUUUUUAUCCGUUUCUGCCCACACACACACACACACACACACACACACACUCAUAAUGAGUUGUGCUCCUGCACUACAUACACUGUGUACACACAUAGGGAAAGUAGACUUCUUUAAGGCUUCACGUGGUGUAUGCACAUUAGUAAUUGCCAUGAAAUUGGUUCAAAUAAAUAUUAAUACAUAAUCCAGGGAAGGUCCUUUUAAAGUCUUUUAAAUAUUGUUGGUGCUGGGUUGGAGCUUAAAUUGCGUUAUUUAAUUGUUAUGUUGAUGUAUAAACCUAAAGGUUUGUUCCCCACGGAGCUGUAUGCAAACCUUUUUAAUAAGAAUCUAGCAACUCUAACCACAAUCCCCUCAUCCAAUUCCUAACUACAUUAUCUUCCAUCUCUCACCAUCUCACCCAGCAGAUGUGCUCACAUGCACAGAACAGCGCACCCCCCCCCCCCCCCCCCCCCCCCCGCAAAAAGCACUACUUUAUAGGUUUGAGUAAGAAGCAGUUCUGUCUGUAUCGGCCUUAUCUGCAGCACCAUGACUCUGCUCCCUGACGCUCACAGCUGCUGGGAGGGGAAAGCAUACGGGAGGCAAGGGAAAGGGGUGAAGUACCGGUGGUUAGGGGUAAACACUGUGAGAGAAGAAGGCGCAGGUGGUGUUGGGUGGGGGUAUAUUGAGGACAGGCAUGUUAGCUCUCUAUGGUUGCCUUGUUCUUGUCAUGAAUGUAACAUAGGACAGAAACGGAAAUGUAAAAUGAUAAGCUUGUACACAUUGCAUAAUGACAUUUUUUUUUUGUCAUCCAUAAAGGGACUUUUAACGGAUGGCUUGCUGCAUAACGAGGCUUCUGUUGCAUUUUAGACGUGCUUUUAAAGUCCCAGGGACAGCUUGAUGAGGUGUGCUGACAGUGACACUGUGAAUGUAUCGGUGGGGCUGAAGCUGCAGACUGAUGCAGCAGCAUGAUGAUGAUGAUGAUGAUGUUGUGAAGCUCCCGCCUCUCUCACUCCCCAUGGACGCUUGCAAGCUGCUCUGGUUUUGUAAACACAAAGUAAACCUCAACUGCAAUAAAACGGCGUGACAAACACGA